Molecule: messenger RNA, 1266 nt
Organism: Adelges cooleyi (spruce gall adelgid)
Lineage: Eukaryota; Metazoa; Arthropoda; Insecta; Hemiptera; Adelgidae
Exons: 2
Coding region: 25-1266 (413 amino acids)
Source: RefSeq, a predicted model, not a curated record
CGUCCGGUUGACGUGGACGAAAAUAUGGACGAAUCGUUAAAGAUCCCAGAUUUUCUUAUGGAAAAAGUAAAGUCGAAGUUAAUUGCUAAUCAUAUAUAUAUCAAUGGAAUACACGUAAUGGAAAUCCUAAACCAGAACAACCGUCAUCGUGCGGUAAGCUUGAUCUAUGAACAAGUGGCCGAAGAAGUGACGAAAAUGCUGAAUUGGUUCACCGGCAUGGUGAUCCAAAUGAUUCGGUUUAGAGACAACUCUAUGUCUUUGGAAGACCUUUUGAACGACAUACAAUUGACGGUGUUUAAUCUAAACGGUUGCCUGAAGCAUCUGUAUGACAACGGAGCCAACGUAGCUCAAGCUCUAGACAGGUACCUGUUUCUCAGUGACAUCAUUUUCGUAUACCGAGCUGAGUACGACAUCGACACCUUCACUGACACCAAUACUGAGACGCCUGGACUCGAUUUUCAAAAUCAAAAAAUAUUGGACUUGAUCAAGAAGAAGACACGGAUCACGAUCGGUGAUGAGGACGUACCGCAAAUGUCGUUCUUUGAUUUAUUAGCCGAUGCAAAAACGAUAAUUUUAAACUACACAAAUUUCUACAAUCAUUGUUAUGAGUGUGGCUGGUUGUACACCGACCAACUAAAGUGGAAGAGCUUGAUAAAAUCCGUGACCGUCCAGAACUUGUUGUCUCCGAUAAGUGGCAAAACUCUUCAGCAGAGUUACAAAGACAUUGCAGCCGAGGUGGACUCGACCAAUGUAUUAGCGUUUUACGUGGAAGUCGCCGAAACGCUUUCCAUGGUAUUGGUCAAAAACAGUUCUGACAUUAUUCCGCUGUUUGUCGACUACUUGCGGAUAAUGAUUGUCAGUGGUUCGCGAAACAAUGCGAUCAGACACGAACGUUUGAAAGCCGUAAACGUAGUCCUAGACGACCAGUUAAAAAUCUUAAACUCAUUCCAACGCUUUAUGAAAUCCACGCUUCAUUUGGAAUGUCCGGAGCCAUUAUUAUCUAAAACUGCCGAGGCUCUCAAAUCUAUUGUUGGAUGUGUCUUUGAAUGUCUGGAAAACCAUGUGUUGGAACGGGAUUUACUCACGAUCAUAAAUUUGGUGACCCUCUUCGCAGAUCAUGUGCAUUUUUCAGAUACAGAGGGGCAGUUUGAAAUUGCCCGUACUGAAACUGAAACGCCUGAAAUACUGGAAAAAAUCAUAAAUGACAUGAGGGUCGCUUCUUUGGCAACAACAGAAAUGGGCAGAGUAAUAAUAAUUGAAAAAUAG